This is a messenger RNA of Closterium sp. Yama58-4, 1164 nucleotides long. NCBI's taxonomy places the organism in Eukaryota, Viridiplantae, Streptophyta, Zygnematophyceae, Desmidiales, Closteriaceae. The record is from the annotation of a GenBank genome assembly.
AUGGUGAAGGUUCAGCCGGGGGAGGAGGUGGUGGUUUGCACUCUCUGGACGCUCAUGCUCUUUCCAGAUGACUCUGUUCUCAGACACAACCCACGAGACGCCGUGCUCAAGUGGAUCCAGGCUCUCGAGCCCCGCCUCGUCCUGCUAGCAGAGGUCGACGCGGCCCUCAACGGCCCCUUCUUCCUCGCCCGCGUGCGCGAGACCUUCCGAUCCAUGCUCGCUUUCAUCUCGACCAUCCAUUCUACCAAGCCCGAUGCCUUGAUCUCGCCCGUCCAUUCCCUCUGGGAGGGGGUGCUGUUCCGCGAGCUCAUCAACUGCGUCGGAUGCGAGGGGAUCCAACGGCUGAUACGCGCCGAGAGGCUGGAGCAGUGGCAGGAGCGGAUGGGCAGGUUAGGGUUUGAGGAGGUGAGGCUGGGGAGUGAGACCUUUGCUGCGAUGAGAGAGACAACAGAACGGAGGGAUGGGAGAUUUGAAGUGGUGUCGGUGGGGGGUGCUGCAAGGCUCAUGUGGAAAGGGCAGCCGGUGCUGGCUGUGUCUGCUUGGAGGAGGAGUGAGGUAGGCUCUGAUUUUCUUACUGCCUUGACCAAGCCAGAUGCUACCGCGGUCAGGGAACCUUCAGCCGGCGAUAAAGAUGUUUCUGCUUGCAAUGUCCCCGCUGGUUUCGGAGUCACCGCUCCCAACGCCGCCGCUUGCGACGCCACCGCUUGCGACGCCACCGCUUGCGAUGCCACCGCUUCUGACGCCGUUGCGGACGGCGCUACUUCUACCGCGUCCGGCGCCACCGCUUCCGAAUGCAUUGAUUUCGACGCCAACCGUUCCGACGCCGCCGCCGCUUCCGACGCGACCGCUUUCGAAGUCGUCGAUUCCGAAGUGGUCAAUUCUGACGCUAACAGUUCCGAUGUCAACGAUUUCGAGAGGGUGAGGGGUUUCGACGCGACAGCCGCUUCCGAUGGGAUCGCUUUCGAAGUUGUCAAUUCCAAAGUCAUUGAAUCUAACGCCAGCAGUUCUGAUGUCAACGAUUCCGAGAGCGCGGGGGGUUCCGACGUCACAGCCGUCGGUACAGACGCCAAAGGAUCCGAAGGCGGCCGAUCCAGCAUCGACGGACCUUGUCAACCAUUCCUAGCAAAAGAGACACGCUUCGCUGCGGCUGGAGUCGUUUACUAG